Molecule: messenger RNA, 686 nt
Organism: Caenorhabditis auriculariae
Lineage: Eukaryota; Metazoa; Nematoda; Chromadorea; Rhabditida; Rhabditidae
Source: the annotation of a GenBank genome assembly
AUGCUGAAAAAUAGUGUUCUUACGGCUUUGAAAUCUUCGCAAACAGUUUCGACUUUCCGCACAAUCGCCAACAUUCCUGCACAUGAGCAUCACAUCAGAUUCGAUAUGAAGGUUGGAAGAAAGAGGCCAUGCUCAGACGCUCUCGACAGGUUUUUUGGAGAAGAAUUCUUUGAGUCAAUAAUUUUUUUUCUUUUGUAGAUUCAAACGAUUGAAUAACGGAAUGUGGAUCCGUGCUCAUCCUGGCAGAAAUAAAUUGCGUUAUAUGAAAGAUGAUGUUUGGCAGAGAACAAGUACUUAUUUCGAAACUUGCACUCAGGUUUUUCGCACUGUUUUUUUUAAACUGCAUUUUUUUUUAGGAAGAGUGCAGGAUAUUGGAUAAACUAACGACGCCGUAUUGGCUGCGGCCCAAGCAUUAUCCGAAUGAUCCAUAUCAAGCAUACCAUGUUCGCCACGGUUUUCUUCAGACCCAUGUGUUUUUUUUUUCAAGACUUUUUUUUUAGAUUUAUCGUCGCCUCGUGUGGAUGACCGCAAUCAGCUUGUUAGGGAGCGAAAGAAGGUAUGUUGAUUAUUCGAAUCUCUUGAAAAAAAAAAGCUUGGAGGAAAAUGGAGAAUGGAAUCUUUGAUGGAUUCAUUUUCAGGUGCUCUUGGAUGACACUACUUCACAGAGACACUUUCGGGAUUGUUGA